Molecule: messenger RNA, 1695 nt
Organism: Exophiala spinifera
Lineage: Eukaryota; Fungi; Ascomycota; Eurotiomycetes; Chaetothyriales; Herpotrichiellaceae
Exons: 2
Coding region: 1-1695 (564 amino acids)
Molecular function (GO): oxidoreductase activity
Source: RefSeq, a predicted model, not a curated record
AUGACCAGCGUUCCACCAAACAUGUCUACACCAGAGCCAACUGUAAAUGGCGUGCAUGACUCCGCGAGCAAUGGUCGCCCCAGCUUUAACAAGCUCGAUACCGAUAUAAUUAUCGUGGGGGGAGGCUUUGGAGGGAUUUAUGGAAUGUACAAGUUCCGUAAACUCGGUAUGAAGGUCAAUUUGAUCGAGGCUGGUGCCGCAUUCGGAGGAACGUGGUUCUGGAACCGAUAUCCUGGAGCUCGCGUUGACAGCGAGACUCCAUAUUAUUGUCUUUCCAUCCCUGAAGUGUACAGGGAUUGGAACUUUUCGGAGCGUUUCCCAGACCACGUAGAACUUCGCGAGUACUUCAAGCACGCUGACAAGGCACUGGACCUGAGCAAAGAUACCUAUUUCAACACCAUUAUAGUUGGAGCCACUUACGAUAGUGAUUCAGGGAAAUGGAAAAUCAGGUCAGCUGACGGAGAGACAGCUACUUGCACAUACCUUGUGAUGGCUACGGGUUCGUCCUACAAGACGCAUUCCCCAGAUUUCAAGAACAUGCCUCAGUACAAGGGCCUCAUCGUGCAUUCCGCCAGAUACCCUAGCAACCUCGAUGUUACCGGAAAGAGAAUUUGUGUUAUCGGGAGUGGAGCGACUGGCUUGCAGAUUGUGCAGACUCUUGCGCGCGAGGACUGCGAAGUCACAGCUUGCAUUCGAACUCCGAACCUCUCACUUCCAAUUCGACAAAGAGCUCUCACUAUUGAGGAGCAAGAGAUGAACAAGAACUUUUACCAAUCGUGGCUUCAUGCGGCAAAGGGCUCUAAGUCGGGAUUCCCCUACGAUCCUGCUCCAAAAGGGUACUUUGAAUCCACUCCCGAAGAACGACAAGACUGGUGGGAGUUGUUAUGGAAACGCGGAGGUUUCAGUUUCAUGGGAGGCAACUACAUGGAGAUGAUAUUUAAUAAAGAUGCGAACCGAGAGAUUUAUAAGUUCUGGGUCGAAAAGACACGGCAGCGCGUCAAGAACGUCGAGAAGAGAGAUAUUGUGGCGCCACUGGAGCAACCUCACUGGUUCGGCACCAAACGACCCAGUCUUGAAAGAGAUUACUACGAGAUGAUCGACAGAGAUAAUGUGAAGCUCGUCAGUCUGAAAAGAAAUCCCAUCGAUCACUUCACCGAGACAGGGAUCCGUUUCGGCGGAGAGGCCAGCUUCGACGCCGACUUCGAUGUUGUCAUUCUCGCGACAGGCUAUGACGCUAUCACCGGGUCCCUUCUCGACGCCGGGAUCGUGGGAAAAGAUGGUAUCUCCUUGAACGAACGAUGGAAAAAGGGAAUUUCAACUCAUCUCGGACUCACAAUACCUGAAAAUCCAAAUUUGUUUAUGGUUUACUCACCACAAGCGCCGACUGCGCUGGCGAACGGCCCGCCUCUUAUAGAAAUCCAGGUGGACUGGAUUGCGGCUGCCCUUGAGGCGAUGCAAGAGCAGCACAUUAAAUCGAUUACUCCGGAUCCAGCAGCAGCCCAAAAGUGGCGAGAACGAAUCCAAGAGGUGUGCAAUUUGACCCUCUAUCCCGAAACAGAUAGUUGGUGGAAUGGAGGGAAUGUCCCUGGCAAGCUCAAGGAACCCAUGUUGUACAUGGAGGGCGUCGAUACCUACAACUCUGUCAUAACAGCCGCAUUGAAAAACUGGGAGGGAUUUCAAGUAGUCAAGGCCUAG